Pelagomonas calceolata is the source of this 3968-nucleotide messenger RNA. NCBI's taxonomy places the organism in Eukaryota, Pelagophyceae, Pelagomonadales, Pelagomonadaceae. The record is from the annotation of a GenBank genome assembly.
AACAAGGUGGUGCUUUUGGUCUCCCUCUGGAGACCCUACUGGCACUGGGUGAGUCUUGCACCCCUUUGCAACAAAGCUGGGAGCUGGCGCUAACAUCGCAGUUAAGUUUCAAGGCGCUAGAAGAGCCAACUUGCGCGCAUUGCGACAACAUUCAGCCUCGCUGGACCGCCCAAAUUCGGACUGGGCCCCUAGCGCCCGCUGCGACGUGCGACUGCGCUCAGAAGCUGAGGCAAACGAUACUGAGGCCUCCGGACGCCCCGCUGCGCGCCCAAAACACUCCUAGCAUUGCGUGAGUCCGAGCGGGACCGCCGCACGCCAAAAAUGAACUCCUUGCAACGCGAACUCCAGACGUUAACAGCACAAAUAGAAGAGCAAGAUGACCUCUUGAGACCCCUCGAGAAGGAGGUCGAGAAGGCGGAAAAAAAAGCAGCAAAGGAAUGUGAAAGGGACGACGCGACGAUGCUCGGGAAAGAGAUCUGGAAGGAGCUUGAUGGCUUGUCCGACGACCUCCAGAAGUGCCGCGCCAGCGCCACCACUGCCUUACGGGCCGCAUCACGACAAGUGUCCACGAAGCGCUUGCGAGUGCGAUUACGCCUGAGCGGUAGAAUAGUAAAAGAGCCAAAACAAAUACACGUCGUCACGUCCAAGGGGCAAAGAGCAGCGGUGGAAGCCAUCGUCCAGGCGUCGCAAGAGUUAGAUGCUUGUAGAGACGUCGGCGCCUACGCGAGACGGUCGAUGCGACGUCUUACGCAAUGCGCCAAAAAUAGAAUAAAAGUUGUGGAGUCCCAAUUACCCGGCCCUUUACCUGCCAAGCCCCAGAUCGCCGACGCGGAGGCGGCCUUCGCCUCGGCGGGCCUCAAAACGCCCGACGCCGUCGAAGAUUGUCAGUGACUCAGCGUGGUUUCCGAACGUUUCCGAACUUCAAGGUCGCGUCGAUGGCGUCGGCGCGACGCCACGCCACCGCGACGCCGUCGACGUGGCCGUCAGAGAGUCUACGCGUCUCGUGCGGGAGCCGCGGCCGUGUCGCGACGCCGUCGUUCGACACAGGUCUGGUGUGCUGGGACUUCAUGACGACCUUCCGCGACUCGCCCGUCCUGCCGGCGCGCGACGACAACUCGUUCCUCAUGCUGCCCGAGACGCGAUUGGAUGAAUUUGCCGCGGCCCUCCAGGCGCCGAACGACGACCUCAUCAGGCGGCCAGAACAACAUAAUCCGUUUCGCUACCUAGCGCACGUGCACAAGGAACUUUUGAAACUAAUCAUGACCGACGAGGAAACGGACCGGUGGUGGCCGUCUCCCAAGAAGAGUUAUGGGCCGCGCUGGUGGGCGAGACCUGAACUCCCUCAAAAACCCCAGCCGCUCCUCCAGCGCUUCGAGGCCGCGACGCCGUCCCAACCGUCGCGCAUCAUGUGCCAAAUCGGCGCGAUCCAGGCCACUUGUCAACCGGUACCGGUGCCUCUACUCGCGCUGGCGUUGCAAGAAUUACGGUAUCCGCAGCCCGUCGUCGAUGCUUGUAGUCAGGGCCAUCCGCUCGGCCAGGAGAUCCUGCUGAAGGUCGGGCGGGCGGCGCAGGACGCGCAUCGCGCUGCUCAAACAAAUGGUACUAGAACCGGCCAAGCUUCUGCUGAAGAACUGGCCGCCUUCCGGGCCUUCCAGGAUUCGAAACGAGCGCAACAAGCUGCGCAAGAUAGUCCUCCAGCGCCGGCGCCCGAUGCGCCGCCCUCGGCCGAAGAGCUCAAAUUGCGCGAAGAGCUCGAGGCGCUCAAACGAGAAAAUGCGAAGCUCAAGACGCCCGCCGGCGCCGUCGCUGGUGCUGCCGCGUGUGCCGAAGGCGCGCUAGCAGCUUGCGGAAAAGCGGCAAGGAAGGCGAAGAAAGUGGCCAGUUCCUGCAACAGUAAAGCAGCGAAGACGGCCGUCGAGCCGCAACAGCCCACUCGCGUGUCCGCUCGAGCGCGGCGGAAGGCGCCGCCUCGGAACGAGAUCGGCUUCGAGUCGACCCCAAAAACGCGGGGCAACAACGGGCGGCGCGCGCCGGGUUCGGGUUUGCCUGGAGGUAGAGCGAAGCCUUUGAAUGCGGCGCAACGGGCAGCUCUACCUUUACACUUGAACGACUUGCUGCAACUACUAAAACACGACGCGGGGACGCGCGACUGCCCGCGGUUCCCGCCCGCCGUCGUCGGGUCGACGACGUGGGCACCGCUAGCCGCCGCGGCCUGCGCGCGCAUCGCGGACUACGCGGCGGCGACGGCGGAACGGUGCGGCGCCUACGACGAGUGGGGCGGCCUCGAGGGGGACAUCGUCGUGCACCAGCGGCCGGGCGGCGCGCUCGCGGCGUCCCUUCACUUCAUUCAAACGACUCGUGGCCGUCUCACUUCCAUGAGAGUGGUUUCUCUUUCGAAUUUGAGCUGUUUCGGACCGCGUCGGGGCCGUCGCGGCGUGUCAGAGCGACUGCGGUCGCGUCGAUGGCGUCUUCACGAGACAGCGCCGCCGCGACGUGGUCAUCAGGACGCCGUCGACGCGAUGCCACAUCGGACCGCUUUGACGGAAACGCUCCGCGCAGGCGGCGACGACGCGACGCGGCAGGGCUGGUCGCCGGCCCACCGCCAGCAGUUCUUCGACCCCUACAAGGAGGACCCCGAGUCCGUGGACGAGCCGUCGACACAAGAGCCGGCAUGUGUUGUGAGGGACCCCCUCAAUGGUAAAACGGCGCUCCGGGAGGCCUGCGCUUCAUUGUUAAAGGGAGAGCCCUACGGCGACCUGGAUCCGUCGCAACGGUGCGCGUUGCUACGCACGCUCAUCGACGCGGCUCUUAACACGAAAACCGUCACCGAGGAAAUAAAUAAACGCGCGACGAAGAUCGCGAACGCCGAGAGUGCGAUCUCGGCGUCCCGUCGUGUGGAGGCGCCUUCACGCCAUCGACGCGCGUCGUCUCCAGGAAUGAUGGAAGUGGGUGGUCUCUUUGUCGAAUUUGGGGCCGUUCGGACCGCUCCGCGCAGGUAGCAUCUGGACCAAGGGCCAGAAGACGCUGCAGGACGACAACAUGCGCUGUCGGCGGCGGGCCCAAGAUAGUAGACGAGACUUAAACAUCCCGGCGCCGCCCAAAACAAGCACGGCGGUCAUCGACGACGAGGGCGGCUUCUUCGCGGCGCGCUCGCGGCGUCCCACGUCGGUGCCUUCACUUCAAUACGACUCGUGGCCAUCUCACGAUGCCGGGGGUGGUCUCUUUUCCGAUGUUGAGGCCGUUCGGACCGCGUUCCGCACAGGCGGCGCGCCUCGCGGAGCUCGACGCGUCGUCGGCGCGCGGGUUGCUCCGUUGUAGAUUGGAGGAACAUAGAGAUGCGGAGUGCUUGUCUUUGCUCGACGAGACUUUAAAGAGAUGCGCCAUCUACGACGAGGCCCCGUAUCUGGUCGAGCACGUCGACUCUCAAAGGAACGCGUCUGCUCUGAAGCUCAUCGAGGACGCGUCGAAGCAGAUGGAUACGGAGCGACUGCGGAACGCGUUGUUAACGGCACGACGCUUACCAGGCCUCGCCUCGCCUGUCAGCCUCGACCCGUCGCAUCAGGCCUGGGUCCUCCGACCUCUGGCGGUGGGUGCGUUAUUGUUGCGAGACCUCGAGUACGAUUCACAAAUAUGUAAGAAGAUUAAGAGCGACGAAGCCGACUUAAGAGCACUACCCUCUUUACGGGCGGAGCCGGUGGGACGAGAUAAAUCAGGAAACUGCCACUGGGCCUUUAGAGGAGAGCGGGAGUACCGCUACGCGCCGCAGCGGGUCUGGGUCCAGCAGUCGCCGGACAACGACGUGCCACAAAAACCAUCUUGGGGCUAUUAUGGAGAUGCCACCGCCGUCGCGGCGCUGUGCCGGCACUUGGAUCGGAAUGAUGAAAGCGAGGCUUUAUUGCGGGACAAGUUGUUAUUGCGCGUGCCCCCUGGGGUCGCGGAGUGGCGGGAGUAAGUAAUAUGGUUAUAUA